Messenger RNA from Rosa chinensis, 6066 nucleotides. Its product is annotated as pentatricopeptide repeat-containing protein At5g15010, mitochondrial. The record is from RefSeq and is a predicted model, not a curated record. The coding region runs from base 98 to 1729 and encodes 543 amino acids. The transcript is spliced from 4 exons. Gene Ontology annotation, molecular function: protein binding. Lineage: Eukaryota; Viridiplantae; Streptophyta; Magnoliopsida; Rosales; Rosaceae.
GGAUAAUUUUAAUAGUAUCGGAUCCAUGUCCUUUGCUGCUGCGCCGCAGGUGUGUAAGAGGGAUUUAGAAUCUAGGGUUUUGAUAUGCGAAAAAUAAAUGAGAAACAUUAGCAGAUUGAAGUGGUUGUGCACGAUUAUGGUUGAAAAACCCUAUGGCGUGAUGAUUGGCAUGAGGGUCAGAGUCGGAGCGGCUCAAACGCAUUCCUUUGCAACGGGAGCAUACUCUGGGAAGUCAAGGGAUGAUGCUGAUGCCAUAAAAAUGAUUGUGGAUCUGCGCUCAUCCUGCAGCAGCGGGUGUGUGGAGCUGAAGAAGAAGCUGGAGCAGUGCGGCGUAGCAGCCUCAGCCUCAACGGAGCUGGUGGUGGAGAUUCUUUCGCGUUUUCGCAACGAUUGGGAAUCGGCCUUCACCUUCUUCCUCUGGGCAGGAAAGCAGCGUCCCCAUUCCGUGCGUGAAUACCACUCGAUGAUCUCCAUUCUGGGGAAGAUGAGGAAAUUCGACACUGCCUGGGCCCUGAUCGAUGAAAUGCGGAGCGGUUCGUGUUCGGGUUCGGGUUCGGGUUCCUCCCUUGUCACUCCUCAAACUCUGUUACUCAUGAUUCGAAAAUACUCUUGUGCUCAUGAUGUUGGGAGGGCCAUUCACACUUUCUACGCCUAUAAGCGGUUUGCGUUUGAGGCCGGCAUGGAUGACUUCCAAGGCCUUCUCUCCGCCCUCUGCCGCUACAAAAAUGUCCCUGAAGCUGAGCACUUGCUUUUCUGCAACUCACAUGUCUUCCCAUUUAACACCAAGAGCUUCAACAUUAUUCUCAACGGCUGGUCUAAUAUCAUCGUUAGUCCCCGCCACGCCGACCGAAUUUGGACUGAAAUGACCAACCGGGGCGUCCCCCACGAUGCCAUUUCCUAUUCAUGUCUCAUUUCUUGCCAUUCCAAAUCCUCCAAUCUCACCAAGGUGCUCAACAUCUUCCGCCGCAUGAACAAAAUGAAUGUUGAGCCUGACACUAAGGUUUACAAUGCCCUCAUUUUCGCUCUUGGAAAAGCCGGUCUCUUCAAAGAAGCUUCCAAUCUCAUGAAAACCAUGCAAGAAAAGGGUCUUGCGCCCAACAUUGUCACUUAUAACUCCCUCAUCAAGACUCUCUGCAAGGCCAGGGAAAUUGAUCAAGCUACACACAUUCUCCAUGACAUGUUGCACCAUGGCCUUGUUCCAACAAUUCGGACUUACCAUGCCUUCUUCCGUAUUUUAUCAACCGGGGACCAAGUGUUUGAGCUCUUGGAAAAGAUGAAAAACACCGGUUGCCCUCCAAAUACUGAUACAUACAUAAUGUUGAUUAGGAAAUUCUGUCGAUGGCGCCAGCUUGAUAAUGUCUUCAAGAUUUGGAGUCAGAUGAGCGAGAAUGGAGUCGGUCCUGAUCGUAGCUCAUAUAUUGUGCUCAUACAUGGGCUCUUUCUAAAUGCCAAGUUGGAGGAAGCCCACAAAUAUUAUAUGGAGAUGAAAGAUAGACACUAUUUGCCAGAACCAAGGACAGAAGAGAUGCUUCAGGCAUGGUUGUCUGGUAAGCAGACUUCUAAAUUCCAAACAACAGAUGGAGAAGUUGAUCAAGUGGAUUGUACUCAGCCAGCUACGAAUACUAAACUAGUAAUCCCCAAGAAAUCUCCUCAGGAAAAACAUUUCCGUCGGCAACCUGAAAGUAGGAAAGUUGUAAGAGAGCGGGGUUUUUCUUUUUGGGAGCAGUAGAUUUCAAUGAAAUGAAAAAUCUCUGCAGUUCAUGGUCUCUGUAUCCACACGGCCACGGCUGGUCAGCAACCUUGAGCAUCAGAUUUCCACGAGCUUAAAAAGAUCACGACUUUGCAAGUGUGCCCGGAGUUAAAAUUUGAGUUGGAAGGCAGAUUGGAGUGGGAAGGUAUCUGGAGCCAAGAGUUCGUGGAAGAUUCCAAUAUAUUAAUACUAAAGAUAACACGUGAUGCGACUCUUUUUGGGGCGACGAUAUAAGACAUCACCCAAGAAACGUCAGCUGCUCUCUAAGGCAACAGUACGGAAAGGAUAGACCUUGACCAUCAAAGGAAGGUGUUGAUUGCUGCGUCUUUGAGACAUGACUAGAUUUAGGUUUUGCGCUGCUAGCCCUUUUUUUGAUUGGUGAAAUGACACAGAGCUCCGGAUGAGACGAACUAUGUCUAAGGCGUAAUAAGUAGAAGCAGGACAGCAUGAGUAGGAAUAGGUAUAAGAACCACAGGCCAAAGAAGAGAUCUAGCCUACAUUAACCCCGGGUGAAACCCACCAAAUAGAGCCAUUCAAUCUUAGCUAUGUUAGGCCCAGAAAGACCCAAAUGGAUCACCCAACAAAACUCUAGCCACAAUGCCUAGCGGCAGGAAGGAUCGCCGACCACACCCAAGGAGCCGUCAAUAGAGACUACCAAAAAGAAUACUCCAAAUCUGAAGAACGCUACCCCUGUUGGUGGAAGAUGACCUGUUCGCUCCAUCAGUUUCCAUGUGAGACAAGCAUAGGAAGAACUCACCUAGGACAGAAGGAAGCAUCACCCAAAGGCACAACGCCAACUUGAUUGGUGUUGCACCAGAUUGUUACGAAAAUAGCUUAGAAAUGGUUUUCUGAGUCAAUUGGGAGAAGUCGGGCUCGUGCAUGUGCUAGGCACGUGGUUAAUUAGUUCAUUCUGUUAAUUAGUGCGUUAGUCUAAUUAAGCAUGUUAGGGUUUAAUUAAGCAUGCUUACUCCAUGUGCGACACAUUGCCACAUGAUAAGGGCUAUAUAAGCCUCACUUUGUAGCUCGAAUAUCAUCGAUGAAUAUCAGUAUUUUCUUCAAUUUUUCCUUCGUUUCCUUUGCAUUUUCUCUCCAGUUAGGGCUCUUACCCUAACAAUUGGUAUCUAGAGCCACUUGAUCAUGGGCAAGCUUAAGGGUGCGGGGUCUAAGCCGGCCUUUUCCCCUCUUGUCUCGGACGCUCCUCUUGUUUCCGGUGAGCUUUCUCAUUUGGAGUAUGAGCUGCAGCUUCAUUGGGAUGAGACUAGUGCUCGCCUUGAUGAGAUUCAAGCUUCUCUCCAGGACUCUAUGGCCACCUCCUUGGCUAACUUCAAAUCCUUAUUGAUGGAGUAGUUCAAACUCCAGCUCACUACGAUUAUCAAAGACAAACCCCCUUCGGAAGCUGCCGGCGACAUUGCCAUUCCUCAGGCGGACGGGACAGUCAAAUUUGGAUCCAUACCGUCACCUAUGCUGCAGCAGCGGUUGGUGAGUGUUACCGAGUCUUCCUUGUCUACGGUGGCCAGAUCUGAGGGUAACUUUGUUCACACCUCUGAUGCUUGUGUUUUUAACACUGGUAAUAGUGAUAUGUUGUGCAAAACUGUUACUGAGACUAUGACUACUACUGUGGAUUCAUUGAUUGGGGGAAAUCAUGCUAGUAAGAGCAAGGGGGGGUUCUCAAAUUAACGGAUCUAAACAUGGAAAUAUGAGUGGGGUGAUAACUCAAGCAAAUAAUUCUGUGGGAGGAACUCACCUUCAGGCUAUACAGCAGCCUACUAUGGGGUCACAGCCCUUCAGUGCACCACCUAGUUCAUUACAUGCUGGCAUGACUUUUGGCUAUCCCCAAGGUGUUAGCCAAAACAUACAUGAGCAUGAUCCUUUUAUGAUUACCUAUUCUGGACCUUAUUCAACAUCCAUGAUCAAUUUCACACCCACACUUCCGGCUGUUAUGCCUCACUUAAAAAACCCAAAGAACAACACACCAAACUUCAACGUGAUAUCCACCCUUGCCACCACUACAACUACCCAUGCCUCACCUCCUUAUUAUCAGCAAGUUGUUCCAAUGCAGACAUUUACACACAUACUACCUCCACCCUAUCAUCAGAGUCAUACAAACUAUUUCCAACCAGGUCCACAGAUGCAGCCAAAUUAUUUUGGAUGUCCUUUCAUUGAUCCCAAUUUACCUACCAUGAAACAGAUGAGGUUGGAAUUCAAUGUGUUUAGUGGAGGAAACCCUGUGGAAUGGCUCAACAAAGCUGAUCAAUACUUUGAGUUUUAUCAAAUACAUGAAGAUAGGAAGCUAUCAAUUGCCACAAUGCAUAUUUGUCCGAUAAAGCCUUAGAUAGAUGGUAUAUGUUUAGACAUGAAUUUCCAAACACUUGGCAAGGGUUAGCUGAUUUACUAAUGAGGGAAUUCAGUGGCUACAAGAGAUCUGAAUACCAGGUUACUUUAGCAAGAAUAGUCAAACUGGUUCUGUGGAGAAUUAUAAGGAGCAAUUCACAAAACUUUCAAGAAGGGCACCUGGUUUCCCUCCUGAGGUAUUAUUAUCUUGUUUCAUUGGAGGAUUGAAGGAAGAGAUAAGAGUGGAUGUGCAAGCUCAGAGACCUAGUUAUAUGAAGCUUGUGAGCUUGCUAGAGUCUAUGAAACAAGGAGUGAAAGCCACAUAAAUUUCUCAAGAAACUCUUACAGUCACAAAACAACCAUAGGUAGCAGCAACAAGGUUACAACUGAGGUGAGGGCUAAUGUUUGGCCAAGUGCGGCUUCUUUCACUCCUCGGAUCAACCAUAGUAACUCAACCUCCUCAAAUAGGAACAACAAUGUCAGGGUUAAACUCUCUGAUGCUGAGUUUGAGGCUAGAAGAGCUAGAAAUCAGUGUUACUUCUGCAAUGAGCCAUAUAAACUUGGGCAUAACUGCAAAAAAAGGGGUCAAUUGAUGAGUAUGGAGAUUAUACCUAAUGAGGAUGAAUUGGCUGAGGAAACUGAUGAGAAAUACCUCCACCAAUUGUUGAUAUUGAAGAACCAUUGAUUCGCCUACAGGUCAUGGGAGGAGGAAAUGCACAACCAACAACCAUGCAGUGGAAGGGAGUUUUCAACAAAAGAAUAGUGCACAUCCUAAUUGAUUCUGGUGCCGCACACAAUUUUAUUCAUCCACAAUUACUCAAAGGUUCCAAGGCUCAAAUACAUCAAUUUUCACCAUUAAAUGUGAUUUUGGCCAGUGGAGCAAAAAUGCAAACUAGAGAAGUGAGAGUACAACUUAAGCUACAGCAAUUCGAAUUCAUGGAUGAUUUUUACAUACUGCCAGUGACUGGAUGUGAGAUGGUAUUGGGAGCUUGUUGGCUUAAAUCAUUGGGAGACAUUCCGUGGAAUUUUGAAACCAUGAAAAUGAAGUUCACAGUUGGGGGCAGUACUUAUCAAUUGCAAGGAGAGACUACUGCUGAAGCUUCAAUCAUCAGUUGCAAGGUGUACAUACAUAGCACUUGCCGGCCAUAAUCAGCACUUAGACUUGACCAUGUCACCUUGUCAGAAUGAAUUCAAUAGUGUAACCCCUGCAAACGCAGCAAGACAACCUCCACCGGCAAGCCAACUCCAGGCUGAAACAUGGCUUGACGCGCCGACACGCGCCACCCAAAGUUAGAAAGGUUGAAGCUUUUUGUGUUUUGGAGCUUAUUUAUACUUUUGUCUAUGGGAGAGAGGGGUGGAGGCCAUUGUUGUAAUUGAGAGCUUCUGUGAGUGAGUGGGGUGUUGCCUAGUAACAUCUUCCACAUUUUCUGUGAAGGAGAUGCUAGAUUCGGUCUCCGUGUUGCAAUGAGAUCUACCUAUGUCGCCAUUGUCACAAUGAAGCCUCGAUAUUGAUAUAUUUACUGAACAUUGUUUCAAUUCUUAGUUUUUUGGUUUUUUUUUCUUAUCUGGGUUAUAUUUGAUUUCUUCAGAGCAUGUUGAGCAACCCCUUUGAUCGGCAUGAGCUCGUUAGCCACGAUGUUGAACAAGUUGUUUGUUCAAUCUGUGACACAGAACAGCCGGUAUGUCUGUUUCUUGUGUUGAUUUUGAUCUAUGAAAGAAAAAAAAGAAGAAGCCUUUUGGGUUCUGAUUUUGUUCAAUGUCUGUGGAGAGGAGAAAAGAUGGUGGGCAGGUAUGGGUUUGUGGAGGCUAGGAGAAAAGUUGGAUUUGAGGGAGGCGGUGAUUUUGGUAGCCGGAGAUCAAAGAAGAAAAAGAAGAUUUGGUCGAAGAAGAAGAAGAUUUGGUCAAUUUUUGUCAUGGUGCCUUUUUUUUUUUUUUUCCCCUUCUCGAAAUGACAAUUUUAGCCCCCAAAGUGGGCUUCUUUGUCA